Pectinophora gossypiella (pink bollworm) is the source of this 2741-nucleotide messenger RNA. Its product is annotated as G patch domain-containing protein 1 homolog. NCBI's taxonomy places the organism in Eukaryota, Metazoa, Arthropoda, Insecta, Lepidoptera, Gelechiidae. Gene Ontology annotation, cellular component: nucleus. The record is from RefSeq and is a predicted model, not a curated record. The transcript is spliced from 10 exons. Bases 64 to 2712 code for a protein of 882 amino acids. Gene Ontology annotation, molecular function: RNA binding. Gene Ontology annotation, biological process: mRNA processing.
GGUUAUGUUUAUUUCUUGCGUAUUUUUGUGCGUUAUUUACUUAUCUUAAUUAUUAGUUUAGUAAUGAGUUCAGAUUCUGAUGAUGAAAAUACAAUUCGUUACGGGACACCGCUGGAACCGUACGAAGAAGAUGAAGUACCAUCAAAAAGGAAGUACCAACAACCAGCAGACCAAUAUGCGGUGGACGACCAUGGCCGGAGGAGGUUCCACGGUGCCUUCACUGGAGGUUUUUCCGCUGGCUUCCAGAACUCUGUUGGUUCUCAAGAAGGAUGGACACCGGCUACCUUCAUUAGUUCUAGAAGCGAAAAGGCUCAGGUGUCUGGUCAAAGACCAGAAGACUUCAUGGAUGAUGAAGACCGCAGCGAGUUCGGCAUCGCGCCGCGCCACGUGCAGACACACAGCGAAUUCUCCGGACAGAAGCGGCCUAGACAGAGGACCUUCCAUGAUGGACCUAUACCAGGAGAACCAGUAUUGGAGCAGCUUCUACGGCCAGUGCACGAGACUGCGGCAGUGCGCAUGCUCAAGUCCAUGGGCUGGCGUCCCGGCCAGGGCACCGGGGAACGCGUCACGAAGAAAAAGAAAAAAGUUUAUGGGUGCUACAUACCCCGUAAUACUGAGGACAAACCUCAAUCGGAAGAAGACAGUUCCGACUCAGAAUACGACUUCGACACAUUAUUCGCGCCAGACGAUUAUGAACCUUAUAUUCUGGCCAGGAAGAACGACCGCUUCGGCCUGGGGUACUCCGGGCUGAGCCGUCAUUCUGUUCUGGGUAAUCCAGUUGGGGAGUACGGCGGUGACGCUGGCAGCUCUAGGAGUCAUCUCGUUAUGAAGGAUAAGGGGAGGAAGGUAUCAAUCCGCGGCCAAGCGUUCGGCGUGGGCGCAUUCGAGGCAGAGGACGAGGACAUAUACGCGAGGGAGGAUAUGUCGCACUAUGACUUCGCUAUCGGCGGCCCCGCCAGCGAGGACACCAAGAAGAAGACUGCUAAGAAGGAGAAUAGCGUUCUAGAAGGCUUCGUCAGAUCGAGCGCAGCGUGGCCAGCGGUGACGUCAUACCCUGCGCCCGCGCUGCCGCGCCACUACGCGCCGGCGCCGGCGGGCAAACGACGCACGCGCUUCGAGCCCGCUGACACGCCGCAGCGAGACCAAGGUCUAGGCCGACACGAGCUCACGCCAGAAGCCCGCGGCGCGUUGUUGGGCGAGACCCCACUAAAACCCAUACAACAGGAUCCCAUACCAACUCCCAUACAAACGACUACACCCAUACAAACCGACCCCAUAGCCAAACUGAUAGGUAGAAACGUCAACUUUGUAACCACAACAGAAGAACCUAAAGAACUAGACUUCAUAUCUAUUAAAGAUUCAGGCAAAGACUUGGUAAAAGUAUUUAAGCCUUUUGUUAGUAAUCCACAGAAACAAGCGAGAUACGAAAUGUUUUUGAAGGACAGAGACAGUUUAACGAAAGAGGGAGACGGGGAGAUGGACAAGUUGAGCGAGUGGGAGAGAAACAGAGAGAUGGUGGAGUUUGAACAAGCUGCCAAGUUGUAUAGGCCGCUAACUGGGGAAAUGGGAGAUAGAUUCACCCAUGCGUCACAACCAGACGAGGCGGUCAACCCUCUCUGCGCGGUGUCUAAAAGCAAGACAAACUAUGGACUAGCCACAGCGGAGCAGCAAGCAGCAGCGGAGCGCGGGGUGUAUGGGGUGAUGACCAGAGCACAGCGCAGCUGGCGGCCCGACCCGCUCGUCUGCAAACGGUUCAACAUACCCGACCCGGGGGGCAGGGUUGAACCACAAAAAGAAGACAAACCAAAAGUGUCCUACUCCAUAUUUUCAUAUUUGGAAUCCUCAGUCCACGACAAAGAAAGCUUUGCCAAAGAACAGAGCAAGUUCAGCGGCUCUAAGUCUCUAUCCGCUGAAGUAUCUAAGCCUAAUAAACCUAUUGAAAAUUCAAUUCGAGAAAAACCUGAUGCAACACCAAGAAUUCCAAGUCCAAUAGCUUCAACAAGCGACGCUCACACAGGUUUUACUAAACGAAUGACCGUAGCAGAACUGUUCAUGAGAGAAUCAGAGAAGGAUUUGAAGAACAAAAGUCAAGGUGUAGAAGUGACCGAUACAAUUGAAAAGUUCGAUAAAAUGGACCUUUAUAAGUCAAUAUUCCUCAGCGACAGUGAAGAUGAAGAAGAAAGGCCUAAAGAGACUGAGACAAUAAUCAACUUUGACGAUUUCGCUGACGUGCCGAAAAACACUGAAAGAAACACGUCACCACCACGAGGUAUUUUCGCUAACAUCGAUUUCGACGAGCUAAACUCAUGGAGAAGAAAAGCCGAUGAUAAACAACCCCAGUGCAACCCUCCUGAAGACAAAGCUACAAAUAAACCUGAAGACAAGGAUAGCAACAGUAACAACGCGAAUGAAGAAAAGGGACAGGAAACAGAAGAUUGUAUAUACGGACCGAAAAUACCGGAAAAUUUACAGAAAAGACUGGAAACUGCCGAGGCAAACCUCGAGCCAAGCCUGCCGAGGUUUGGCUCGGCUAAUUUUAGACCCCUAUUUAACCGUAAAGUAGACAAGGAUGAAAUUCAUGAAAUAUCGUCAUCAAGUUCCGACUCCUGGGUAGAAGCCAAAGAAGUGAAAAGUAAGAAAUCCAAAAGGAAAAAGAGUAAGAAACAUAAGUCUAAGCAUAAAAAGUCUAAACAUAAGAAGAAAAACAGAUGAGGUGUUUAAUAAAAUGCAUGUAACUUCAA